This is a messenger RNA of Myodes glareolus (Bank vole), 835 nucleotides long. RefSeq names its product ribonuclease H2 subunit C (gene Rnaseh2c). Gene Ontology annotation, cellular component: ribonuclease H2 complex. NCBI's taxonomy places the organism in Eukaryota, Metazoa, Chordata, Mammalia, Rodentia, Cricetidae. The record is from RefSeq and is a predicted model, not a curated record. Gene Ontology annotation, biological process: RNA catabolic process.
GCCCCGCGCGCUUCACCCGCCAGGUUUUGCCUGAGCCCGCGAGCGUCUGGCGAUGGAGAGCCUAGAUGAUGCAGCGGACGGCAAACAACGCAUCCACUUGCGCUCUGGCUCGCUGCGUGGCGCCGCGCCGGCUACGCUGCACCUCCUGCCUUGCGAGGUUCCGGUGAGCCGUCCCGCUCCGGUGGAACGCUUCUUCACGCCCGCGGUUCGCAGCGGUGCAGACGGGCUGCAGGUGUCGUUUCGGGGUCGCUGCCUGCGGGGCGAGGAAGUGGUUGUGCCGCCGGGAUUUUCGGGAUUCGUGAUGGUGACGGAGGAGAUGGGAGAGGGACUGAUAAGGAAGCUGAACUCCGGGGACGCGGAAGACAAAACAGACAAGGCGCAGGAACUGCUGGCGCGCGAUUUCGACCGCUCCAUCGGAGCCACUGGCAGCUUUAGCCACUUCACACUGUGGGGUCUGGAAACGGUCCCCGGCCUGGAUGCCAAAGUGCACAGAGCCCUAGGUUGGCCUAGCCUCGCUGCAGCGAGCAAGGCAAUGGUGAACUCGAGCUACACCUGCAUUUGGCCCCCAUCCUUUGCAACCUUUGCAAGUUGGAGUCAUGGCAGGAGAAUGCUGCCUCCUGCCCAUUCAGGAACCCCUGAGGCCAAGAGAUGCCAGAAGGAAAAGGCAGCAGAGAAAAGGUGAAAUGGGGGACCUACUCACCACCUCUCUUUCGGGAGAGCCGGGGCGGGACCCAGGAAGUCCGUUCUUGGUAGGGGUCUUGGCCUCUUUCUUGGGGAACUGGAUCUUCUUCAAGUCCAGCCGUUCGUGAGUCACCCAUUCAUCCAGACGUUUGUU